UUCUGGGAGUGUGGGAUGUUUCCCGGCAAUUUCAUACAUGUGUAAUGAUUCCAGUCCAUGCAGAGAUUUAUUUAAAACAUUGCAGUGCUUUGAUCAAACACGCCUACUAUGUCUCAGGAGCCAGGACCAAGUAGGCAGUCCCAGUCUCAGUCUCAGACACAGUCCCAGUCCCAUUCUCAGUCUCAGACACAGUCCCAGCCUGGAUCCAGCUCGUCGUCUGGCCCCACCUCCACCAGCCAGUCCUCUUCUGGCUCGGGGACCCUGAGCUCUGUGGACACCGUUCCUGUCACUGAGCUCUCCUCUAUCCCUGAGGAGGCAGUGGAACCAGAACUCAAAUACUGGGGGCGAAUUGUGCCUCUGAUUAGGGGCUUUAAUGUGCUCAACUGUGUAGAAAACCAGUACUACUUUGGCAGAGACAGCAGAUGUGACUACUGUUUCAAUGACCCUAUAGUACUGGAGUCACCACGUUAUAGAACUUACAGCAAGAGACACUUCAAAAUUUUUAAGGAUGGAAAUCUGGUGUGCCUAGAGGACCUCAGUGGGAAUGGAACAUGGGUUGAUGACACAGAGGUUGGUAAAGGAAAGCGAAUCCCUCUCAACAACAACUCUGUGGUUUCACUCGCUGACCCGAAACACAAAGUUUUCAUGUUCGUUGACAUGACUGAGGAUGAGCAGCCUAAUUUCCCGAAAGAAUUUCGAGAAAAGUACCACGUCACCCGGAAGAUUGGCUCGGGCGUGUGCGGCGAGGUUCGGCUGGCCAUCGAGAGAGAGACGUGCAAAAAGGUGGCUUUGAAAACAAUAAACAAGAACGACUUCCCUUCCAUUGGUACUGCAACAAGAAAUGCUGAGCGAGAGAUUGAAAUAUUAAAGAAAAUUGAUCAUCCAUGUUUAAUCAAAACAGAGGACUUCUAUCAAAAUGAAGACUCCUAUUAUAUUGUGUUGGAAUACAUAGAGGGAGGGGAACUCUUCAGUAGGAUUAAAUUUCAAAAGCAGCUGAAGGAGCAAAUAGCUAAACUCUAUUUCUUUCAGAUGCUGACAGCUGUAAAAUAUCUACAUGAAAAUGGAAUAAUACACAGAGACCUCAAACCAGAGAAUGUGCUCCUGGCUUCUCAUGAUGACGAGUGUCUGAUAAAGAUCACAGAUUUUAACCAGUCUAAGAUCCUGGAGCAGUCGUCUCUGAUGAGGACUCUGUGCGGGACUCCUACUUACCUGGCCCCUGAGGUCUUCACUGCUGCGGCUACGGGGGGCUACACCAGUGCUGUGGACAGUUGGAGUCUGGGGGUCUUACUCUUCAUCUGUUUGGGGGGGUAUCCACCUUUCAAUUCAGAAGGCACUGUUCCAGUCAGAGAGCAGAUUAUAAGCGGGCAGUACCGUUUUAUUAAGUCCCAGUGGCAGUCUGUCUCAUCUAAAGCAAAAGAUUUAGUUAAAAAGCUGCUUGUAGUUGACCCCGCCAUAAGGCUGAGCAUUUCUGAUGCUCUUGCACACCCUUGGCUUAAUGACAGCGAGAUGAGACAGACUGCCCACAAGCUGAUGUACCCGGAGCAGCCCAAGAAGCCAAACAGAGCUGAAGAGACAGCAGACAGUGCGGUGAAUGAGCCAACCACAGAGCCACCCCGAAGAAGUAAACGGAAAGCAGAGGAAGGGGAGACAUCAGCUGCCAAGAAGCGUCUUCGUAAAGACGCUGCACCAUGAACACGUUCUCCAAGCAACUUCAACAGCCUAAUGCUCUUGUAUAGAUUUGUAAAUAACCUGCUGUACAUUUGUCUACUCAAUAAACAUUUUUACAUUUUUAAAAACCUUCCCCCCCCCCCAGACCACUUUUAUUUAUUCAUACUAUCACAUAUCAACCAUUCUAACAGAAAACUGAAACGUUCUAAGUUAAUAAAGAGGAUACACAAGACUUCUGCUUUGUAAAGAUGUUGUUAGUUUAAUAACAAUAUAAUUCUCAGAACUAAGUGCUGGUUACGGUUAAGAAAGAAUCGAGCAGAAGUAGCCACAUAAAGCAAGAAAACCACUGGCAUUCUAGCAAUCACACAGCUGUACCAAUCCAAACUAAGCUGUAGGUUUUUUCAAACAUUCACUAGACCAAGUAAUCAAAGUUAAUUUAAAAUCACAGUUUCACUAGGCCUGACAGUGUUAUGGUCAUUUUAAUUAUU
This is a messenger RNA of Electrophorus electricus (electric eel), 2156 nucleotides long. RefSeq names its product checkpoint kinase 2 (gene chek2). The record is from RefSeq and is a predicted model, not a curated record. Gene Ontology annotation, biological process: mitotic DNA damage checkpoint signaling; protein phosphorylation. Lineage: Eukaryota; Metazoa; Chordata; Actinopteri; Gymnotiformes; Gymnotidae. Gene Ontology annotation, cellular component: nucleus; cytoplasm. Gene Ontology annotation, molecular function: ATP binding; protein serine/threonine kinase activity; protein binding.